Molecule: messenger RNA, 1785 nt
Organism: Myxocyprinus asiaticus (Chinese sucker)
Lineage: Eukaryota; Metazoa; Chordata; Actinopteri; Cypriniformes; Catostomidae
Product: UDP-glucuronosyltransferase 2A2-like
Exons: 2
Coding region: 110-1714 (534 amino acids)
Molecular function (GO): UDP-glycosyltransferase activity
Source: RefSeq, a predicted model, not a curated record
GAUUUUUAUGACUAAAUCGCAAAGCCAAUAGAGAGUAAUCUGUGCUUGUAGUUCUGUGACUUACAGUACGCUACACAUCUAACAGAAGUUAACCUGGUAAUGAUAUUACAUGUUACAUAUUCACGGGCAGGGUUUUCAGAUGCUUGGUCCAAUCUUGUUAACCCUUCUGGUGAUGAAUAUCCCAGUUGUUCAGAGUGGAAACAUUCUUGUAUUUCCUGUGGAUGGCAGUCACUGGGUCAACAUGAACAUUUUGGUUGAGGCACUUCACGCCAAAGGUCACAAUAUUACAGUCAUCCGCAUGAUAAACAGCUGGUACAUCAAAGAAUUCUCAUCUUGCUACACAUCAAUCACUCUGAAGUCUCCAGGGGGGUUUGAUGAAGAAUUCUUUAAGGUCUUUGCAUCCAGACUUUUGGAAAUUCAGAGGGAAGGCUCCAUUUGGGCUCGUCUGAAACUAGAGAUGGAGCUGUGGCAAUGUUUUUUAGAGAUGCUUAAAGGAGAAAAUGAGUUGAUAGUCAAGAUGUUUGAAAACCUGCAGCUUAUGCAGUCCUUAAAAGAUGCCAAAUAUGAUUUGAUUCUUACAGAUCCAGCCAUGUUUGGAGGUAUUAUACUGGGUCAUUAUCUGAAACUGCCCAUUGUCUACAAUGUCCGUUGGACAGUGUACAGUGAGGGUCAUUUUGCAAUAGCUCCUUCACCACUUUCUUAUGUUCCUUCACCAAUGCUGGAGUUACCAGACCGAAUGAGCUUCUUUGAAAGAGUAAAGAAUGUUGUGAUGUACGGCAUAGUUGAAACACAGGUUGCUCUGAUGAUCGCUCCAACUUAUAACGCACUUUGCGAGCGUUUCAUUGGGCCAGGAGUUUCCUACUUUACCUUACUUCAGGGUGCUGAUUUGUGGCUCCACAGGGUUGACUUCAUUUUUGAAUUUCCUCGACCCACUAUGCCAAACAUUGUCUACAUGGGGGGUUUUCAGUGCAAGCCAACAAAGCCUCUUCCACAAGACCUAGAGGACUUUGUGCAAAGCUCUGGUGAACAUGGUGUCAUUGUCAUGUCUCUGGGCACUCUCAUUGGUCAGCUUCCUGAUGAUGUGGCUGAGGCAAUUGCUGAAGCUUUUGCAGAACUUCCACAGAAGAUCAUCUGGAGGUACAAAGGAAAAAGACCAUCUGCACUAGGGAACAACACCUUAGUGAUGGACUGGAUACCUCAAAAUGAUCUUCUGGGUCAUCCCAAGACCAGAGCUUUUGUGGCACAUGGUGGAACGAAUGGAGUUCAAGAAGCCAUCUUCCAUGGGGUACCAAUCAUUGGAUUUGGACUGCUCUUUGAUCAGCCUGAUAAUCUUUCAAAAAUGAGAGUAAAGGGCGUUGCAAAGACUGUAGACUUUGCCACAGUGGAUAAGGACUCCUUCCUUAAAACUGUUAAAGAGGUCCUCUAUGAGCCCUCUUAUCAAGAGAACAUGCAGACACUUGCAAGCCUUCACAAGGAUGUUCCAGUGAAGCCUCUGGACAAUGCCAUCUUCUGGAUAGAGUUUGUUUUGAGGCACAAAGGUGCAGCUCACCUUCGAACAGAGUCGUACAAAAUGCCCUGGUAUUCUUAUCACUCUGUUGAUGUCAUACUGUUCCUGCUUUCUGCCAUGUUACUCAUAGUCCUGAUAAUAUACUCAGUUUUCAGAUGUUUGUGCUGCAGGAUAUGUAUGAGAAAAACAAAAAAUAAGCUAGAAUGAUAUUUCUCAACAUGAUUCUGAUGGUAGCCCUAUCAUGGCUUCUUUAUUUGUAAUAAAGGCUUUUAAACUCA